AUGCUCGACGAACAGAAACAGACGCAGGACCAGACUAUCGACCAAGAAAAGUCCACGCUAGGUGACCAGUCCCCGAAUGCAGAAACUGCGACCGUCGCGCUCCAGCUUUCGCACACCGCGGAACAGAAGGGUUUCGCUGGCAAGACGUUUCGCCCUGACUUCAUCGCUCGUAUAACAUGGCCUGUACCUCACAUCAUGGUCUUUAUUGGUGACGUCGAAUAUGCGUGCGGGAGACAAGCCAUCGCGGAAAUGGGGCACAGGGGACUUCUAGAGUGGAUACACAAGAGCUUUCUAUGGAAACCGAAGAGGGUGUACGACACAUACAACCCUGCAAUCCACUUCAACCAGUCCCAGUUCUCGAAGGAGGCCUCUCUUCUGGGCACAUUCUAUCACAUACACGGGGAGGACGACCUGGGCCCCGUUCCUCUGAGUGAGGUGGGCUGGGCGCAAAUGAUGACAAACAUUGUGAAAAUAGAAUUGUACUACGAGAAGACGGGGGACGAUAAGUAUUAG
Molecule: messenger RNA, 513 nt
Organism: Dichomitus squalens LYAD-421 SS1
Lineage: Eukaryota; Fungi; Basidiomycota; Agaricomycetes; Polyporales; Polyporaceae
Exons: 3
Coding region: 1-513 (170 amino acids)
Source: RefSeq, a predicted model, not a curated record